GCAUGCGAUCUGCGAAUAUUUUGAUCGUUGUCGCCUUCCUCAUCGGCGCGGUGAGCGCAGCCAGCAGCAACAGCACAGUCGGUGUCGAAGCGCCGACGAUAGUCUCCACGGUAUUUAAAUAUGACCCAAGCAAAGCCGCAGCAAUCGCGGCAGGCGUAUUGUACUCCGUCGCCAGCCUAUGCCUGUUCACCCGCUUAUUUAUGAAUAAGGCAUGGUGGGGACUUUGUCUCCCUAUAGCCUCAACCUUGAUGUCCGUUGGCUUUUUUAUGCGCAUACCCAUGGCGACGAACCCAAAUUCUCUCCCUAUUUUCAUGGCCCAACAACUCCUCACCUUGUUACCGCCUGCCGCAUACCUCGCCUUCAAUUACAUCCUUUAUGGGCGUUUCAUCGUGCAUUGUGUGGACAGACGCUACUCUUGGAUAAAACCAGAGAAAGUUGCCCGGUACUUCGUUGUCAGCGAUAUCACGACAUUCCUCAUACAGGGUGGAGGUGGCGGUCUAGAGGCGUCGAGAAAUACGACAAGUGCAAAGUUGGGCUCGGACAUACUACUCGCCGGAUUGAUUCUUCAGACAGUCUCAUUUGCGUUUUUUAUGAUACUGGUUGUCCAUGCAUGGCAUUGUAUCGUUCGCGACGGCCUUAUGUUCCGCAAGGAGCCGUGGGGGCAAAUUCUUUGGAUAUUGAUGUUUUCUUCAACAGCCUACAUGAUUCGCUGUAUCUACCGUGUCACUGAGCUUGGUCAAGGAAAUGGCGGCUAUCUCCUCACACAUGAAAUCUAUUUUUACCUUCUCGACUCCCUGCCACUGUUGAUUGGUAUUUGCACAUACAUCAUCUACUGGCCAACAAAGUAUCUCGAAGCGUCGGUCAAGCCUGUCUAUGAUACUGAAAUGACGGGACGGGUUUAGAGUUCUGUCGUCACUGCAAUAAUUCACUCGGGUGCGUGGACCGUACAUAAUACGCUCAUAAGGACACUGGACUAUAUAUGUUACAAUAAUCCGCUGCGAUGCAACAAUGUUCUGUAGAUCGGUUCCUUGACCGCACAAUAUACUACACACUUAUUAUA
Molecule: messenger RNA, 1060 nt
Organism: Suillus fuscotomentosus
Lineage: Eukaryota; Fungi; Basidiomycota; Agaricomycetes; Boletales; Suillaceae
Product: RTA1 like protein-domain-containing protein
Exons: 7
Cellular component (GO): fungal-type vacuole; plasma membrane
Source: RefSeq, a predicted model, not a curated record